UCAUCUUCAUCCACUCUACCGGAAAAAUGUAUGAUCUGUAAUCGGACCGCACAUGGAUUUCAUUGUGAUGUUGCCACAUGUAAGGGAUGUAAAACAUUCUUCCGCCGGCAAUUGCUAUCCGGAGAAGAAGCAAAAUGCGUUUUGAGAAAAGAUUGCUAUGAUUUAACCAAGAGAAGAGAACCUCUGUUCCGUUGUCGGCCUUGCCGAUUUCAGAAGUGCAUUUUCGUUGGUAUGAACCCGUUGGCAUUAAACUUCCAGGCCCGAACUACUGCACCAAACUGUGAAGAAAAUAGUUUCAAAACUACUGAAAAUUUAAUCCAUGACGUUGUUGGAAUGCUGCUGCAUUUGGAAUCAAAAGUAGAGAAAUUCCGAAAAUGCUCCUACAAUCCUGACUGGAAGGAAAUCGACAAACUUCAGAGUUUGCUUAGCAGUACCAAUAAGCUAAGUAUGGCAGACAGCUAUGGGGUAACUAAAGAAAACAUUUAUAAACUACUGAAGACGUUUCAGGAGAUUACUGGUUGGCCUAUCAAGAGUGAUUCCCAGUUGACAUUACGUCAUCGGUGUUUUUGUAGCAAACACUGGUGGUUUUUCAAUUUGCUCACUUUAACAGAAUACGUUCGAACAUUCUGGUUCUUCGACAGUCUGGACCUUCAGGAUCAGUUGCUUUUGAUUAGACACGCCGUAGUUGGGAUAACGCUUUUUCAUAUAUCUUAUUUUACAAUUCAAAGGAGUUGUCAAUAUCUCAACCCGAUGGAUCACAACACCCACACAAUACAUUAUAAAAUAGUCUCCAUGCUUGUCGAUCCAAUGUAUCGGUUGAAAAUUCAAAAUGAAGAGUCUUUGCUGUUGAAAUUGUUGUUUGUUUGUAAUCCAGUCAUUUCCGGUUUGUCCAAAUCUGCUCAAGUACUUUUGGACAAAGAACGAUGUCGGACCUCUAAAAUCCUUUUUGACUAUUGUCUUCGGAAUAAAAACUGCGGACCAGCUAGAUAUGUGGAACUUAUUGGACUUUUGGGAGUUGUGGAAGUUCAGCAGAAAAAGUUGAAAGACAUUUACUUGUAUUCAUUUGGACCUCUUCUGGCAAAACUUCCGAAAGAAUGCACCAUUGCUUUCGUUGACGAUAUUUUU
Caenorhabditis briggsae is the source of this 1125-nucleotide messenger RNA. It is a transcript of the gene Cbr-nhr-221, whose product is annotated as Protein CBR-NHR-221. Gene Ontology annotation, biological process: regulation of transcription by RNA polymerase II; anatomical structure development; cell differentiation. Gene Ontology annotation, molecular function: RNA polymerase II cis-regulatory region sequence-specific DNA binding; nuclear receptor activity; zinc ion binding. Lineage: Eukaryota; Metazoa; Nematoda; Chromadorea; Rhabditida; Rhabditidae. The record is from RefSeq and is a predicted model, not a curated record.